Molecule: messenger RNA, 912 nt
Organism: Pseudomassariella vexata
Lineage: Eukaryota; Fungi; Ascomycota; Sordariomycetes; Amphisphaeriales; Pseudomassariaceae
Exons: 6
Coding region: 1-912 (303 amino acids)
Molecular function (GO): oxidoreductase activity
Source: RefSeq, a predicted model, not a curated record
AUGAAUGCAAGCUUUGAUUCGGAUUGCGAAACUUCACAUACUGGCUGGCAUCCCGAGGGGUCACGAAUCACGAUAGUGCGUGUGCCCGCACCCGAGGAGCUGACAGAUGAGGUGCUCAUCAAAGUGCGUUGCGUUUCGCUCAACUACUGUGACACCGAAGUCAUCAUGGGUCUGUACGGCCACCACAGAUCCAUAAACCAAGGCAAGAACGCCCCAAUUCUAUGUUCCGACAUCUGCGGCACGGUGGCCAAUGUUGGAACUGUGAACGCCGAAGUUCUCAAGGAAGGCGACCGCGUCGUCUCUGUCAUCCGCUUCCCGGCUGCUGACCGAGUACCGCAUCUUCCCGCCACGGGACUGGUCAAGGCGCCCGGUUACUUGACUGACGAGGAGGCCAUCGGUCUGCCCAUUGCUGCUGUGACGGCGUUGAUGAGUAUCAAUGCUUUCCAGCCGAUUGGGCAGUCGAUGACGGGAAAGGAUAAAGUGGUGCUGUCAACGUCAUCUUCAGACGCCAAAUUGGAAAAGGCCCGCGAACUGGUCGCUGGCCAUACCAUCAACUACAAGACGACACCCGGCUGGCAAGAGACAGUCCUCUCCAUUACGAAUGGCAAAGGUGCCGACAUCAUAUUUGAGUGCGGUGGGGCGCAGACGCUGGAGAACUGCAUCGGCUACCUAUCUGGGAAAGAAGCUGCGGCAGGUGUCAAUGCGAACAGAAACGUCCCCGCACUCGCGCGGAAUGUCUCGUUGAAGGGGAUUUCGAAUGGGCCCAAGGUGAGAUUUGAGGAGAUACUCAACACCUACAAAGGCAAGGAGGUCAACCCCCCGGUGUUGGAUUGUGUCUUCGGCUUUGGAGAUGCGAAGGAGGCGCUGAAGUAUUUGUUCAGUGGUGGACAUUUUGGUAAGGUGGUGGUCUAG